ACAUAAUGGUUUUCUUUGCGGCAUUAUUAGUUUCACUCAUAGUGAUUUGUUCUAUUAUAUGGUUUGUUGUGCUACUAAACAAAAAUAGAGAGUAUUUUAAAAAAAUCGCAGGACCACCUCCCGUUCCUUUCUUUGGUAAUGUUUUUGAAGUUUCGUCCACAACAGACCUAUUAGAUGUGACAUUAAAAUUUGUACGAGAAUAUGGAGGACUGUUCAAAAUUUGCAUGGGACCAAUACGUAAAGUAAUAGUGGUUUCUGACUACAAAUUUUUGGAAGCAGUUUUGAGUAGCACGAAAAUUCUAAACAAAUCUUAUGAAUAUAAUAACCUAAGGCACUGGCUUGGAACUGGUUUGCUUACAAGUGACGGUCCCAAAUGGAAAAAACGUCGAAGAGUCUUGACACCAGCUUUUCAUUUUCAAAUUUUAGAGCAAUUUAUCGAUGUUUUCGAAUCAAAUGGAAAUAAAUUGAUUAAAAAAUUACGUAAAAAAAUAGGAGAAAGGGGUGUUGAUAUUUACCCGUUUGUAACAUUGUGUACAUUAGAUAUCAUUUGUGAAAGUGCAAUGGGGACGUCAAUAAAUGCACAGUUUGAUGAUAAUUCAGAAUAUGUUAGAAGUGUGAAAGCUAUGUGCAAAAUUAUAAUUGAACGCUUAUUUAAUAUAUUGCAAUUGACAGAUAUUACAUUUCCACUUACACAAAAUUAUUACAUUCAAAAAAAGUCUUUAAAUAUAUUACACACUCAUACUAAUAAUGUCAUAACAAGAAGACGCGAAGAAUUACUUAACAAGAAAAAAACUAGUGCUCCGGUAAAUGAACAUGUCGUCAAUGGUGUUGGUGAUUAUGAGAUUUCUACAUAUAAAAAUAAAAAGGCGUUUUUAGACUUACUUUUGGAAGCUACAGUAGAUGGAAGACCUUUGACACAAGAAGAAAUACGAGAGGAAGUUGAUACAUUUAUGUUUGAGGGUCAUGAUACUACAGCGUCUGCAAUUAGCUUUGCAUUGUAUUGUUUGGCAAAUAAUGCUGAUGCACAGAAAAAAGCAUAUGAAGAACAAUUAACAUUAUUCGGUGAAAAUAAAAGUCCUCAUAUGUCGUAUGCAGCUUUGCAAAGUAUGAAAUAUUUGGAAAUGGUUAUUAAAGAAACUUUGAGAUUGUACCCAUCGGUACCUUUCUAUAGCAGAGAAACAGAUGAAGAAGUUGAGAUCAAUGGUAUUUCCAUACCAAAAGGAGUUCCAAUUAUAAUUUUUGCUUAUGGGAUUCACAGAGAUCCAACACACUUUAAGGAUCCAGAGAAGUUUAAUCCAAGCAGAUUUGAAGAAAUUGAUGGCAAGCAUCCUUAUUCCUACAUUCCUUUCAGUGCAGGUCCAAGAAACUGUAUUGGACAAAAAUUUGCAAUGCUGGAAAUGAAAAGUACAAUUUCAAAAAUUCUUCGGCAUUUUGAAUUGCAACCAGCAUCGCCAGAAUGUCGGCCACAGUUAGCAGCGGAGGCAGUUUUAAAGUCUACAAAUGGAAUUAAAAUUAGUCUGUGUUUAAGGCAGUAAUUUUAGUGUAUCAUACAUUUUUAUAAUUGUUAUACCGCAAGAUCGAAAAUGAAAUUAGUCAAAGUUGACCGUGCACGAUAAGCGGUUUGUUGUAAUUUAAAUUUUUUUACUAAAUGUCAAAUUGACAUUUUAAAAUUAGAAUUAUGACACCUACUUUUAAAAUACAUAAAAAUGAAUCA
Messenger RNA from Zophobas morio, 1714 nucleotides. RefSeq names its product cytochrome P450 4d1-like. Lineage: Eukaryota; Metazoa; Arthropoda; Insecta; Coleoptera; Tenebrionidae. The record is from RefSeq and is a predicted model, not a curated record. Gene Ontology annotation, molecular function: heme binding; monooxygenase activity; oxidoreductase activity, acting on paired donors, with incorporation or reduction of molecular oxygen. The transcript has 8 exons. Bases 6 to 1535 code for a protein of 509 amino acids.